Messenger RNA from Chrysochloris asiatica (Cape golden mole), 3168 nucleotides. RefSeq names its product Ras association (RalGDS/AF-6) and pleckstrin homology domains 1 (gene RAPH1). Gene Ontology annotation, cellular component: cytosol; plasma membrane. The coding region runs from base 1 to 3168 and encodes 1055 amino acids. NCBI's taxonomy places the organism in Eukaryota, Metazoa, Chordata, Mammalia, Afrosoricida, Chrysochloridae. The transcript is spliced from 13 exons. Gene Ontology annotation, biological process: signal transduction. The record is from RefSeq and is a predicted model, not a curated record.
AUGGAGCAGCUAUCAGAUGAAGAAAUUGACCAUGGUGCUGAAGAAGACAGUGACAAGGAAGAUCAGGACCUGGACAAAAUGUUUGGAGCCUGGCUCGGAGAGCUAGACAAACUUACUCAGAGUUUGGAUUCUGACAAGCCCGUGGAACCAGUAAAAAGAUCUCCUCUUCGCCAGGAAACAAACAUGGCCAAUUUUUCUUAUCGCUUCUCCAUAUACAACUUGAAUGAAGCUCUGAAUCAGGGAGAGACUGUGGAUCUGGAUGCCCUGAUGGCCGAUCUUUGCUCUAUAGAGCAGGAGCUCAGCAGUAUUGGGUCAGGAAAUAGUAAGCGUCAAAUCACAGAAACAAAAGCUACCCAGAAAUUACCUGCUAGUCGACAUACAUCAAGACAUGGAACCUUGAAAGGAUUGUCUUCUUCAUCUAAUAGGAUUACUAAACCUUCACAUGCCAACUAUUCUCUGGAUGACAUCACUGCACAGUUAGAACAGGCCUCGUUGAGCAUGGAUGAGGCUGCUCAACAAUCAGUACUAGAAGAUACUAAGCCCUUAGUAACUAAUCAGCACAGAAGAACAGCAUCAGCAGGCACAGUGAGUGAUACUGAAGUACGUUCUAUGAGCAACUCCUCCCGUUCCAGCAUCACUUCUGCAGCUUCUAGCAUGGACUCUUUGGAUAUUGAUAAAGUAACACGUCCGCAAGAACUGGAUUUGACACAUCAAGGGCAACCAAUCACGGAGGAAGAACAGGCUGCAAAACUGAAAGCUGAGAAGAUCAGAGUUGCCCUAGAGAAAAUUAAAGAGGCACAAGUGAAAAAGCUGGUAAUUAGAGUGCACAUGUCUGACGACAGCUCUAAGACAAUGAUGGUGGAUGAGCGGCAGACGGUGAGACAAGUGCUAGGUAACCUGAUGGACAAAUCCCACUGCGGGUAUGGCUCAGACUGGUCACUAGUAGAAACCAUCUCCGAGUUACAGAUGGAGAGAAUCUUUGAAGACCAUGAAAACUUGGUUGAAAACCUUCUCAAUUGGACAAGAGACAGCCAAAAUAAGCUUAUAUUUAUGGAGCGAAUAGAAAAAUAUGCACUGUUCAAAAACCCACAGAAUUACCUUCUGGGGAGAAAGGAAACAGCUGAGAUGGCGGACAGAAACAAAGAAGUGCUACUGGAGGAAUGUUUUGGUGGAAGUUCUGUAACUGUACCAGAAAUUGAAGGAGUCCUGUGGUUGAAGGAGGAUGGCAAGAAGUCCUGGAAAAAGCGCUAUUUUCUCUUGCGAGCAUCUGGAAUCUACUAUGUCCCUAAAGGAAAAGCAAAGGUGUCUCGUGACCUUGUGUGCUUCCUCCAGCUGGAUCAUGUUAAUGUUUACUAUGGACAGGACUAUCGGAACAAAUACAAGGCACCCACAGACUACUGUCUGGUGCUCAAGCAUCCACAGAUCCAGAAGAAAUCUCAAUACAUCAAAUACCUUUGUUGUGAUGAUGUGAGAACCCUCCAUCUGUGGGUCAAUGGCAUCCGUAUCGCAAAGUAUGGGAAGCAGCUCUACGUGAACUAUCAAGAUGCCGUGAAGAGGACAGAGUCGGCGUAUGAUUGGACUUCCUUGUCCAGCUCCAGUAUUAAAUCAGGAUCCAGUUCCUCUAGCAUCCCAGAGUCGCAGUCAAAUCACUCUAAUCAGUCUGACAGUGGAGUUUCCGACACCCAGCCAGCAGGACAUGUCCGAUCCCAGAGCACGGUGAGCUCCAUCUUCUCUGAAGCCUGGAAGCGAGGCACUCAGUUACAAGAGUCCAGCAAGCCCAAGCCCCUCGUCACAAUUCCCCCACCAAUCAGCACCAAGACUGGGACACAAAUAGCCCCACCUAUACCUACUCCCCCAGCGCCCCCAGCAAAAAAACAGCCGGCCUUUCCUGUAUCUCACGUUCCCCCCUCUCCCCCUCCUGGUCCAGUCCCCCCUCCAACAUUACCCAAACAGCAGAGCUUCUGUGUCAAAGCCCCCCCUUCUCCCCUGUCUCCGGUCCCCUCGGUUGUGAAGCUGAUAGCCAGCCAGUUUCCCCCUCCUCCCACUCCGCCUCCAGUGGACCCGCAGCCCUUACCACCAGUCCCAGCGAAUGUCACCCCCCAGUCUCCACCUGCAGUGAAAGCAAAACCCAAGUGGCAGCCCAGCGCCAUCGCGGCCCCUUCUCCAGAUUUCCCUCCCCCUCCUCCUGAGAGCAGCCUGGGGUUCCCUCCUCCUCCCACCCCCCCAGCCGUCCCCACAGCUGCUCCCAGUCCUGACAAAAGUGGAUCCCCAGGCAAAAAGGCCAGUAAGACAUCCAGCCCGGGGGGGAAGAAGCCACCCCCCACCCCCCAGCGGAACUCCAGUAUAAAGUCCACCGGGUGUGCAGAGUACCCCGAGCCCAAGAGACCGUCAGUGGACAGUCUGGUCAGCAAGUUUGCCCCACCAGCUGAGCCCUCUGGUUCUCCUAGCAAAGAGACACCUCCACCUCCCGUGGCACCUCCCAAACCGGGAAAACUCCAGCUUUCCGGAGUGAACCUGCCGGGAGUUCUCCAACCAGGCUGCGUGAUGGCAAAAACACCUGCUCUGAGUGGGCCUGGCAAGGACUCUGUGGUGGAGUUCCCUUCUCCUCCCUCAGAUUCGGACUUCCCACCACCUCCACCGGAAAUUGAGCUUCCUCUGCCACCCAUCGAGAUCCCAGCAGUGUUCUCAGCCAACACCUCGCCCAAGGUAGCAGUUGUUAACCCUCAACCACAACCGCAGCCCUGGUCCAAAACGUCUGUUAAGAAGGCCCCUCCACCCACACGACCAAAACGAAACGACAGCACUCGUCUAACUCAAGCAGAAGUUUCGGAGCAGCCAGCCAUGGCCACAGUUGUGCCACAAGUGCCCACCUCCCCCAAAUCCAGCCUUAGCGUCCAGCCCGGAUUCCUGGCCGACCUCAACAGGACACUGCAGCGGAAGUCCAUCACCCGGCACGGCUCCCUCUCGUCUGCCCGGAUGUCCAGAGUGGAGCCCACAGCCACCAUGGAUGACAUGGCACUGCCCCCCCCUCCCCCUGAACUGCUUUCUGGGCAACAGAAGGCUGCUUGUGGAGGCGGGCACAUAUCAGGUUAUGCAACAUUGCGGAGAGGGCCCCCUCCGGCUCCCCCGAAAAGAGACCAGAGCACCAAGCUCUCGAGAGACUGGUAG